This is a messenger RNA of Girardinichthys multiradiatus, 2694 nucleotides long. RefSeq lists its product as uncharacterized. The coding region runs from base 305 to 1786 and encodes 493 amino acids. NCBI's taxonomy places the organism in Eukaryota, Metazoa, Chordata, Actinopteri, Cyprinodontiformes, Goodeidae. The transcript has 7 exons. The record is from RefSeq and is a predicted model, not a curated record. Gene Ontology annotation, molecular function: GTP binding.
GUUUUCCUCAGAAGAGAAACUGGGGAAGCGGAGGCGGGUGGACUGGAUCCAGCAGUUUACUGACUGGUUAUCUGGAUCUCCAGAAUCUGACAGCAGCUCAGCCAGACCAACUCAAAGCCACGGAGAUCUGCCUGAUCCAGUGAGACCAUCAGCAGCAUCCUUUCAGUUUCCUCUCUGCUGUGGACACGUAAGAGCUGACGUGACUCACUGGUUCCUGUCUGAACUGGUCAGAGGAAGUAGAUCCUGACGUUUCUGAUAAAAAGCAGUCAUCUAGUUUUUCAUUCAGUUCAUCUCACCCUGCACCAUGCAACAAACACAUUUCCCUUUUGAGCACUUGAAGCUGGAAGAUCUAAAACUAAAACCUGAAGUAGCAGACAACAGUUACCUGUUCAAAACAAACAUCCCAGAAUAUCCUAAACCAGAGUUCUACGUAAGUCUUCUGAAACAUGAAACUACAAGGGAGGGACUACAAGGGAUCCACACUGAUGGAGGAUUCAGGGAUCCAAAUGGAGUAUUCAAGGAUCCAAAUGGAGUAUCACUGAUAUGGUGGAGUCUGACUGUGGGACCAGAAGAGAUAAAUGAUGCUGAAACGAGGCUCCUGAAGAAGACUUUCCCAGGCGUGGAAGAUCAUGAGCAGCAGACGUUCCAGUGGAAGUUUGCCACCUCUCCAGCCUUCCUGGAGACGUCCCGGCUGGGAUCGUUCCGCUUCACCUUCCCCCUGGAGGAGGUGCUGACGGCCUACAGAGACCAGAUUUGCUCUGGAGCUAAGCCCGUCAUGCGGGUCUACGAGACUGUUCUGUACAAACAGGAAGUGAUGUACGUCGUUCUGGUCCACAGUCCAGAGUUCAAUAAGAAGUUUUCAAAGUAUCCUUUACUGAAGGAUGACCCAAACGCCGUCUGUGUUUACAAAGAUGAACGUUUUAUCUGGAGGUCAGAGGCCAUGUGUGAGACUCACUGGUAUGCGCUGAACAUCAGAAAAGAUACAAACCAGAUGGAAGCCAGACGUCUGCCGAAUUAUCAGUUUUAUGUUUGGGACCAUGUUGCUGUCGCCCUGCAUGUGGAGAACACAGAGAACGUGCUGAAGUUUGAUGUUAAUAAACUUCAACAGAACCUCAAGUACUGUGAGGAAGGCGGCAGGACAUACCGUAGUAAUUAUACAGACCUUGAUGUGGCUAAAGACCUCGUUUUCAAGUUCUGGCCAGACUGGCCCGGUCCUCUGGAGGUGGAGCGGUCCCUUCAGCUCAGCUACCCAGUUGCAGGACUCAAAGUAGUUCUUGCUGGGAGCUGUGGAGAGGAAACACGCACCACUUGCAACGCUAUACUGGGAAGCACCACCCUUUAUCCAGGAUCACAUUCAGGGGAGGUGACAGUAGACAACCUGGUGGUGAACAUCAUCAACACUCCAGCCUUCUCAGAAUUACAAGUGAAUGAAAAGAAGAAGAAGAAGACCUUAGACCACAUCAGACUCUCAGGCCCAGAACUUGAGGCCUUCCUACUGGUCAUCAAGGCUCAGAACAUCAAGGCAGCAAAGAUCCGGAGAACAAUAGGGGACUUUGAAGACAUUUUUCAGAAAAAGGCCUUGAGACGCACCAUGAUUCUCUUCACCUACAAGGACCAGAUGGAACCAGACAUCCAGAACAAGCUGAUGCAGGAAGUCCUGUUUGAGAAAGUGGGCAACAGAUACCGGGUCUUCAACAGCAACCUUCCCAACAGAGAUCUUGCCCACCAGGUCUCAGAUCUGCUGAAGGAGGUGAAGAAGAUGAUUGUAGACAGAUCUUCAUCAUAGGACACCUAACUUCACUAAUCUUCUAAGUUUCUUCUCCCUUGUCCUCCUUCCAACCCCAUAACAGCAGUAGAGUUUAUGUAGAAGAUCAGAAGCAAUAUUUUCUCAGUCUCUAAUGUUCAUAAUUAAAAACACAUAAAGACUGAAGACUUAGGAACAACAGAUGGUUAGUGGUCUAAAAUAGGAUCCUAGUUAAAUGUUUGGUUCCGCUCGACUAUGAAGCCCUGAAGUUUCCAUCGUCUUGGCAAUCUAUCCUUGCAGGCUGAUGACGGGCUCAGAAUGGCUCUGUAGUAGAAUCACUAAAGUUCUAGUCUUUGUGUCAGCUCAGGGAAUACGGCAGUAGUUCUGGGUUCUGUUCAGGUCAGCCUUCCUCUUUGGUUUCACCUUUAUGUAUAGCCCAGAGAUUCACUGACAGUGGUUUCUGAAAAUGCUCCUCAAACCCUGCAGUGAUGAUAGAUUUUUCAGAUCAUUUGGUUCUGUGUCACAUCUUCUAAUGUCCAACUGUUUCUAGACGGUGCUGUUCUGUCUUAACAUGACCCGAUUCUGCUUUUGUUUUAAUUUUCCCAUAAAGGAGGGAAUCUUUGAUUUUUGAAAAGCUUUUCAUUUUGGAAUAGUUACUUUUUGGUGUUUUUUGGGGUUUAAAAAGAGUAAAAGAUUAUUAUGGCUUUAGGAGGUUAUAAAUGUGCUUUUAAUGUUUUUACCAGAGAUGUACAGAACAAUGUAUCUGGAAUGUUGAUUAUAUUAUGGUGCACUCAUCUACAGAGGUUUGAUCAUGAAUCUUUAAUGAUUAUGUAACCUUAAUUAAUGUCUUCUGUUGCUUGGCAACUAAUAAAUGUUCUUUAAAUGGGACAUUUUACUGGUUUGAUCAGUUGAUGGUGGUACAUGUAAAACAAUAAACAUGUCAAACACGA